Spinacia oleracea (spinach) is the source of this 2406-nucleotide messenger RNA. Its product is annotated as AAA-ATPase At4g25835. Lineage: Eukaryota; Viridiplantae; Streptophyta; Magnoliopsida; Caryophyllales; Amaranthaceae. The record is from RefSeq and is a predicted model, not a curated record. Gene Ontology annotation, molecular function: ATP hydrolysis activity; ATP binding. Bases 509 to 2098 code for a protein of 529 amino acids. The transcript has a single exon.
AAUUAUCUUUAAUAUGAACAAGAACCCGACACGAUAUGACACAUGGGGUUUGAUCUGAUUUAUAACCAUAUAAAUGUAACAAAAAAAACAAGAAUAAAUGGUGAACCUACUCAUCCUACACAAAAUACAGCCUAAAAAGAUGCCUCUCUUUCUGUCCCUUAUUAUGAUGAUAUCCCAUGUCUCUCUCACUUGACUACUUAUAAAAUCAUUCCAAAAUUUCCAAACUUUUUCUUUGUUUUCAUUCACUCCCUACACUACUAGUACUCACUACCACCGUAGCCAACUUUCUCUCUCCCCUUUCUCUAUUAUUUUAUUCCUCAACUUUUCUAAAAAAAUGUCUAUAUAAAUUACUCCAAACACCCACAAAUUUUAAUCUAACAAAACCCAAACAAAAAACUCUCUUAUCCUUUUCAUCUUUCGCGUUCUAAAAAUAAAAAAACACGAGAGAAAUACAAAAUUUUCAUCUUUUGCGUUCUAAGAAUUGAAGCACCAAAAAAAUAUUAAAAAAAUGAGGGAAUUUUGGACAUCAUUGGCUUCACUUAUGGGGGUACUAGCAUUUUGCCAAGGUCUUCUAACAACAAUUUUCCCACCUUCAUUCCGUUACACCUUUUUCAAAAUUUUCAACCGUUUCUCAAAUUACUUCUCAUCUUACUGUUACUUUGACAUCACCGAAAUCGACGGCGUUAACACCAACGAGCUUUACAACGCUGUCCAACUUUAUCUAAGCUCUACUGCCGCCGCCACAGCAGCCUCCGCGGGGAGGUUGAGCCUUACUCGGUCUCUCAACUCCUCCGCCGUGACGUUUGGGCUGGCACACAAUGACACUCUUUUUGACACCUUUAAGGGUGUGGCGAUCCAGUGGGAGCACAUUGUCACAGAGCGUCCGUCACAGUCGUUUUCCUGGCGGCCAGUACCCGACGAGAAGCGUGGGUUCAGUCUCCGGGUCAAGAAAUCGGCAAAAGAUUUGGUGUUGGGUCCGUACUUGGAUCAUAUCAUGGACCGGGCCGGAGAAAUCCGUAGACUGAAUCAGGACAGGUAUUUAUACACCAACUCCCGGGGCGGGUCCAUGGACUCGUCCCGACCCGGUCACCCAUGGGAGGCGGUGCCGUUUAAGCACCCCUCAACGUUUGAGACCCUCGCCAUCGACCCGUGGAGAAAGGCGGAGAUCAUGGCGGACCUUAAAGAGUUUUCCAACGGGGAAUCAUUUUACCGGGCCACCGGCCGGGCUUGGAAGCGGGGAUAUCUUUUAUACGGCCCGCCGGGGACUGGGAAGUCAAGCAUGAUUGCUGCCAUGGCAAACUACCUCAAUUACGACAUCUACGACCUCGAGAUUACGGAGGUGUCGUCGAACUCCGAACUCCGAAAGCUUCUAAUGAAGACGACGUCGAAAUCGAUCAUCGUGAUCGAGGAUAUCGAUUGCUCAAUCGACCUUUCGGACCGGCAGAAGGACAGACACAAGCACCGCCCUGGCCUCCACCACAGUCUCCCUAGCUCAGACGACGGGCCAUCAGGACCCGGGUCAGUGACCCUAUCGGGUCUGCUGAACUUCACAGACGGGCUGUGGUCGUGCUGCGGGAGCGAGAGGAUAUUCGUGUUCACGACCAAUCAUGUGGAGAGGCUUGAUCCUGCAUUGUUGAGGUGUGGGAGGAUGGACAUGCACAUACACUUGAGGGAAUGCUCUUUUGAAGCGUUGAAGAUUCUGCUCAGGAACUAUGUGGGAUUAGAGGAGGAGGAUUUGGAUUUGGAGACGGUGGCGGAGUUCGAGACGGUGGUGGAGAAGGCGGGGAUGACUCCGGCGGACGUGAGCGAGGUGUUGAUCAGGCAUAGGAGGGAUAGAAUAAAGGCGGUGAUGGAGUUACUCUUAGAGCUUAAAAGGAGGGCGGAGGGUGGUAAGGGCGGAAGACGUGGCGGCGGUCGGGUUUCGAGUUUUGAGGAUCAAGAAGAGGAGGAGAAGAGGGAGCUUGAGAUGAUGCAUAUUAAUAACAAUAUUGCAAAUGGUGAUGAUCAACAAAAGAAUGAGGAGAAAGAGAAAGAGGGCAAUGUGGUGCUGCUGCAUGAUGAGUUUUAUUCCAAUGAAAAUGAUAAGAAGUCUAAUUAGAAUCCAAAAAAAAAACUAUAUGAGUGAUAAGUUUUUUUAUUUAUCGUUUAAUUUUUCUUUAAGUUUAGGUUCUUUAAAAAUACAGUAUAAAAAAAGAAAAAGUAGAUUUGAGGGAUUAGGAAAGAGGGAACAAGGUAUUGGCAAUGGUAAUGAACUAAUGAUGAAAUGAGUGAAAAUUGGUGAUUUUGGAACAAAAAAGUGAAACUGUAGGGAUUAGUAGAUGAUGUUCAUCCAUAUCAUAUGUUUAAUGUUGUUAUUAUUAUUGAGUUCAUGAUUAUUAUUAAUGCUAAUAAUUAAGUUAUUGUGUA